Messenger RNA from Thyridium curvatum, 927 nucleotides. RefSeq lists its product as uncharacterized. The record is from RefSeq and is a predicted model, not a curated record. The coding region runs from base 1 to 927 and encodes 308 amino acids. Gene Ontology annotation, biological process: carbohydrate metabolic process. Gene Ontology annotation, molecular function: cellulose binding. The transcript is spliced from 4 exons. Gene Ontology annotation, cellular component: extracellular region. NCBI's taxonomy places the organism in Eukaryota, Fungi, Ascomycota, Sordariomycetes, Thyridiales, Thyridiaceae.
AUGAAGACCACCAGCCUCCUUGCGGCAGCCCUGAGCGGCGCAUCCGUCGCCUCUGCCCACACCAUCUUCCUCCAGCUCAAGGCCGGCGGCACGACCAACCCCAUCGGCUACGGCAUCCGGACGCCGUCCUACGACGGGCCCAUCACCGACGUCACCUCCAACGACGUCGUCUGCAACGGCGGGCCCAACCCGACCACCCCGUCCGACAAGAUCAUCGACGUCAAGGCCGGCGAGACCGUCACCGCCAUCUGGCGCCACACCCUGACCUCUGGACCCAGCGACGUCAUGGACGCCAGCCACAAGGGUCCCACGAUCGCGUACAUGAAGAAGGUGGACAACGCCGUCCAGGACUCUGGUAUCGGCGGUGGAUGGUUCAAGAUCCAGGAGGACGGAUACAACAACGGCGUCUGGGGCACGAGCAAGGUCAUUGAGAAUGGCGGCAACCACGCCAUCACGAUCCCCAGCUGCAUCCCCGACGGCCAGUACCUGCUCCGUGCCGAGAUGAUCGCGCUGCAUGCCGCCAGUGGAAGUGGCGGUGCCCAGCUUUAUAUGGAGUGCGCCCAGAUCCGCGUCUCUGGCGGCUCCGGCUCGGCCCCGUCCAAGACCUACAGCCUCCCCGGCAUCUACAAGGCCACCGACCCGGGCAUCCUCAUCAACAUCUACAGCAUGACGCCCAGCAGCAAGUACGUCAUCCCCGGCCCGGAGCUGUUCACCUGCGGCGCCAACGGCGGCGGCGGCAACCCACCCGCCCAGUCCACGACGCUCGCCACCUCGACCAAGCCAGCCGAGCCGACCAACGGCGGCGGCGGUGGCUGCACGGCGCAGAAGUGGGCUCAGUGCGGCGGCAUCGGCUUCACCGGCUGCACCACGUGCGUCAGCGGGUCGACGUGCCAGAAGUCGGGCGAUUACUACUCGCAGUGCGUGUAG